Messenger RNA from Staurois parvus, 464 nucleotides. The record is from the annotation of a GenBank genome assembly. NCBI's taxonomy places the organism in Eukaryota, Metazoa, Chordata, Amphibia, Anura, Ranidae.
CCUGUACUAUGUCCGCAGUCUCUGGUCAUCUCCUGUACUGUGUCCGCAGUCUCAGGUCAUCUCCUGUACUAUGUCCGCAGUCUCUGGUCAUCUCCUGUACUGUGUCCGCAGUCUCAGGUCAUCUCCUGUACUAUGUCCGCAGUCUCUUGUCAUCUCCUGUACUAUGUCUGCAGUCUCUGGUCAUCUCCUAUACUAUGUCCGCAGUCUCUGGUCAUCUCCUGUACUAUGUCUGUAGUCUCUGGUCAUUCCCUGUACUGUCUGUAGUCUCUGGUCACCUCCUGUACUAUGUCUGCAGUCUCUGGUCAUCUCCUGAACUAUGUCUGCAGUCUCUGGUCAUCCCCUUUACUAUGUCUGCAGUCUCUGGUCAUCCCCUUUACUAUGUCUGCAGCCUCUGGUCAUCUCCUGUACUAUGUCUGCAGUCUCUGGUCAUCUCCUGUACUGUGUCCGCAGUCUCUGGUCAUCUC